UGCCGGAUUUAAGAGACGUCUUGUAAAUAAAAGUGAGGCAGAACAAGUAGUAGGAAGUUGGUGUCGUAGUCUGGUUAUGGUUAAAGAUUAUUAUGUCUCGGAAAAAACGUAAGAAUAAAGGGCAACGCUCUGCAAAGCUUCAGAAAGCAUUGUGUAACAACGGUGUCAGUGGAAGAGAUCUGGCUGUUGAAGACUUUGGUAAUGCCAAACAUGCAACGAAAGCACUCAGGCAAAUGUCAAGAGGAUUUUCUUCAAGUGCAACAGCAAUAGUUAUCGAAGCAGAAAAAGAAAACAUGAUUCCUUGGUACGACAGAACUGACUUUGAUUCAGUGUCUGAUGAAGAUGAUGAGAAGCCAUCAUCCGGUAACCAUGAACAGCAAACCACAUCAACUUCAACACCACAAAGAUCAAAGACCAAAACUAAGGAUGCUCCAUGCACGGAGUGUAACCAGAAUGGUUUGUUAUAUCCGCUCGAUGUUUGGUGUUUGCUUGCUCAAUAUAUUGAGCCUGAAGAUGUGCAGAAGUUUGCACUGAUCUGUAAAGGAGCAAGGCAAGCCACAAACAUGAGGACAUUUUGGUUAAGGAUCUAUAAAUGUUGCAUUAAUGGGCCAAAUAAGCUACCUGAAAGACUACAACCAGAUAGAAUAGAGUGUCGUCCUGGACUACGUGCAAGAAUUAUCAGAGCUCUUUUCUAUGGCUAUGAGCCAUUUAGGACUUGCAUUGUGUCUCAUAAUAAUUUAAAGGAUCCAGAUGUGCUGGAGGGUCAUAUGUGCAUAUCAAUGUGGUGCAAGCAGGCAUUGUGCAAAAAGCGAGCUAAAAAAAUAUGGGCAUUUUAUUUCAAGUUUUCUCAGAAACCAUCUGGUAUGAAUAGGAAACCUCGUUAUUUCUCCAAGGAAUGGUUGGCACAAGUUGAUGACUUAAAUUAUAAUCCUGAAGAUGGCCAUGCCAUCCUUCAAAUAAAUUGUGUUAAUUACCUCCCUGUCUCCCCUGUGCAAGGUCAUGUAUUGACAAAAGCCUCCAUCGGUGUUAGUCGUGAUAUGAAGCAUAAUAGUGUUAAGUUAAUUUUUCAUUCGCCUCGUAGUGAUGGCAGAUACAGAAAGGAUGAAGGAAAGAGCAUUAUCCUAGAGCCUGCAUAUGAUGCUAAAGUAGUUAAUUGGUGGAGUCCUCUUUAUCCUCAUUGUGAGGAUGCAUUGUAGAGAAUUUAACCUUUAAUCCUCAAGAGUGAUUGGAAUCUUAUUUCUCCUUACAUGUUACUGUUGAAUCAAACAUCAAGGUCAUGAGAAUAAGGGAAAUGAUCAUUCACCAGAGAAGCUCUUCGUGUUUGAACAAAUUUUCCUUGUCAACACCAUUGGAAAUGUAUGGAGAACAGUCUAGAGAACAGGCUGAAAAGGGUUAAUGAGUUUUACAUUUUGAUAUUUAUAAUUUGGAGGUUUUUAGUCAGGGUUUUGUAGACUUUAAUAAGUUUAAUGCUGAGACCUCAUCAAAAGUGGUCAUUGUAAUCAAUGCAGUAAAAGGAAAAUAUUUCCAAUGUCUAAUGAUAGUAUUAGAUUGAAGUGAUAAAUUUGAACAGUCUUAAGAAGGAAGACAGAGAAACUAAUAUUUCAGGUAGCUUAUAGAAAUGAUUAAUUGUCCCCAAUUAUAGUAAAAUAAUAAUUGUCAAAGAAGUAAACUCAAUUCUGAAGGGUAGUAAAUGUGCUUUUCAAAAGUAAGAUAUGGGGUUUUUGUUGAUUGAGUUAAAUAAACCUGCUGAGUUGUAGUGGAAACUGGUUUCCUAUAUCAGCACAAGUAAUCAGAACAAUUGCAAAAAAAUAUGUGCAAUGCUUUCUUUAUUUUACAUAAUUGUUUCAAUAACAAUAAGAAUAUACAUUGGAAUUGGAAAGCACCUGAGCAAUUAUAUUAAAAUAAUGAUUGAACUCAGGCUCAUUGACUGUUUUUGAAUAAUUUCCCCGACUUCGUCUCUGGGAUUGUUCAACAAUAUUAUUGAAUUCAGUG
Molecule: messenger RNA, 1992 nt
Organism: Stylophora pistillata
Lineage: Eukaryota; Metazoa; Cnidaria; Anthozoa; Scleractinia; Pocilloporidae
Product: transmembrane protein 183
Biological process (GO): regulation of protein stability
Cellular component (GO): SCF ubiquitin ligase complex
Source: RefSeq, a predicted model, not a curated record